Messenger RNA from Symbiodinium sp. CCMP2456, 1075 nucleotides. The record is from the annotation of a GenBank genome assembly. NCBI's taxonomy places the organism in Eukaryota, Dinophyceae, Suessiales, Symbiodiniaceae.
AUGGACCCCCAACGCCCCUUGUUCGACGCCACGCCCCUGGCGCCCCCCUUUUCAGGUGGGGCUGUCGCGGGGCGGACCGCUGCAGAGUUCUUUGCCGGGGUCGGGCUCGCGCGGAUGGGGCUCGAGCGGGCCGGCUGGGAAGUGGUCUUCGCCAACGACAUCGAGCCCGCCAAGCGACGGAUGCACGACGGCCACUUCGGCCCGUCGCCCCACUACCACGUCGGCGACAUCCACGACUUGGCCCGCGACCCGGCGCAGUCGUCGGCGUUCUGGGGCUGGAUCGAGCUGUUGCGCGCGAUGAGCGUUGAGCAACGCCCCAAACUGCUCCUCGUCGAAAACGUCACCGGGCUCUUGUCGUCGCACAACGGCGCCGACUUCCGCGCCCUCGUCGCCGCGAUCAACGACCUUGGCUACGCCGCCGACGCGAUGAUGGUGGACGCCGCCCACUUCACCCCACAGAGCCGGCCCAGGCUCUUUGUGAUCGGCGUAGCUAGUGGAUUCGAGACGCGCGCGUAUCCCCCUCCCCCUUGUGGGGAGCCAGCUUUCUCAGAAAAGGGGGGGGAGGGGGGCGAAGUGGGUACACGCCCAACUAGAGAUGAAGCCGGCGCGCGCUCAACAGGAGAAGAAACCUGGUACCCGGGUUCUUCACCCCUCCCCGACCCUCCCCAUCAAGGGGAGGGAGACUCGGUGGCGUCCGUUAGGAGGGGCCUCAGCGUUAACGACCUUCAACCCUCCACCGUCCGCCCCGCCAAACUCGUCGAAGCCAUCCGCGCCAGCGCCGACCUCGACUGGGACCUCUGGGACCUCCCCGAGCCGCCCCCCUACGGCGUCGUCCAGCUCGAAGAAGUCCUCGACCGCUUGCCGGGCGACUCGCCGCAGUGGUGGAGCACCGAGCGCGCGGCGUAUCUGCUCAACCAGAUGAGCGACCGCCACCGCCAGACGGCCGAUACGAUGAUCGCUGGCAAGAAGGUCUCGUACGGCGCCGUGUUUCGUCGUGUCCGCAACGGGCGCUCGAUGGCCGAGCUACGCACCGAUGGAUUGGCGGGCUGCCUACGGACUCCCAAGGGGGGCAGCG